Dufourea novaeangliae is the source of this 909-nucleotide messenger RNA. Its product is annotated as polyprenol reductase. The coding region runs from base 1 to 909 and encodes 302 amino acids. Gene Ontology annotation, molecular function: 3-oxo-5-alpha-steroid 4-dehydrogenase activity. The transcript is spliced from 5 exons. NCBI's taxonomy places the organism in Eukaryota, Metazoa, Arthropoda, Insecta, Hymenoptera, Halictidae. Gene Ontology annotation, cellular component: endoplasmic reticulum. Gene Ontology annotation, biological process: dolichol-linked oligosaccharide biosynthetic process; polyprenol catabolic process. The record is from RefSeq and is a predicted model, not a curated record.
AUGGAAAUAAAUUUUAUACGUAUUUUAUUUAUUUUCGCGGCAAUUUUUACUGGUAUUGUUGGUUUUCUACUGAACUUUGUGGAACCCUAUUUACCUGUUGCACUAACUCGUGCAUAUCGUUAUGGUAAAUUUUCUGAUAAUACUUAUCAGCCAAUCGUAAUGAAAGCAGAACUACCUAAAAGAUGGUUCAAACAUUUUUACAUUUUUGCUGCACCAGCUUCAAGUUAUGCAUUAUAUUUGGUACUUUAUAAAUACUUAUGGAAAGGAGACAUAUCCAAAAAUGUUUUAUGGGUAUUGAAUAUAUGUUUAGGAACGAAUCGACAACCAUUAGUAUCUCCAGAAAAUACAUUUGCAGCUGCUUUGCUUAUAACACUUCAUUCCUGGAAACGAUUUUACGAAACACAUUACGUAAAUAUUUUUAGUAACAAAAUGAUGAAUAUAGCACAUUACAUAAUUGGAUUUUAUCAUUAUGUAGGAAUAAUAAUAUCUAUUAUAGGUGAAUCCGAAGGAUUCGUUGAAGGUUCAGAAGGCUAUUUUUCCUACAAGAAAAUUACUUAUAUUCAAAUAAUAUGCGGAGCUAUUAUUAUAGUGUCAUCAUAUGUUCAACUUGAGGCGAAUUAUAUUCUUAGUAGUUUACGAAAAGAUAAAAAUGGUGAAAUGAAUUCUGCAGUGUAUAAGAUACCUCAUGGUGGUUUAUUUGAAUAUGUGUCAGGUGCUUUGCAACUUACAGAAAUAAUUAUUUAUAUAACAAUGUCUGUAAUUUUAUGGCAAAGCUCUACAUUUCAUUACGCUACAAUGUGGGUGUUAGUAAAUCAGAUAUCUACUGCUGUAUUAACCCAUAAGUGGUACACAAAAACAUUUCAGCAUUACCCACAAUUUAGAAAAAUUCUGCUGCCUUACAUUUUCUAA